Molecule: messenger RNA, 1978 nt
Organism: Pistacia vera
Lineage: Eukaryota; Viridiplantae; Streptophyta; Magnoliopsida; Sapindales; Anacardiaceae
Exons: 10
Coding region: 161-1510 (449 amino acids)
Molecular function (GO): 3'-5'-RNA exonuclease activity
Source: RefSeq, a predicted model, not a curated record
AAACCAUUUUGAGUUUUCGUUUCUUUGAAAACACACAACCACGCAAGCCGCUGGCAGUUUUUUUGAUGGUGGCUUUUCGUUUUACGUUUCAAACAACAUCAACAUCCCACUUCUUCUUUCAACAAUUAUAUUCAAAUAUUAUUAGGAAAAAAUAAGAAGAAUGAGAAGAAAAAUGAAAGGAAGAAUUUCAAGAAUUGGAAGUUAUGCAAUAGCUUCUUCAAUCAGAGACCACCAUCAACAUCAACAGCCAUGCAUUACUUGUACUACCUUCAACAUUCUUGCUCCCAUUUACAAGCGUCUCUCCAAUGAGGAUCAGAGUUGCCGUGAAAGUGACUAUAGGGAUUAUUGGUUGGCCAGGAAUCAAAGAAUAUUGGACUGGUUGUUGUGUGAAAGAUCUUCAAUUAUAUGUCUUCAGGAGUUUUGGGUGGGAAAUGAAGAGCUUGUUAAUAUUUAUGAGAAGAGAUUGGGGGAAGCUGGUUAUCUCCAUUUCAAACUAGGCCGAACCAACAAUCGUGGUGAUGGUCUGCUAACUGCUGUGCACAAGGACCACUUCAGAAUUAUCAACUAUAGGCAAUUGCUUUUUAAUGAUUGUGGAGAUCGUGUUGCUCAGUUGUUACAUGUUGAAUUAGUAGCCCCCUUUUCACAGUGUCGAAAUGGCGAUGUUCGGCAAGAACUUCUUAUUGUGAACACCCACUUGUUAUUUCCUCAUGAUUCUAGUCUUUGUAUAGUACGAUUGCAUCAGGUAUACAAAAUUCUGCAACAUGUGGAAUCGUAUCAGAAAGAAUACAAUCUUAAUCCCAUUCCCAUCAUUCUAUGCGGUGACUGGAAUGGGAGCAAACGUGGGCAUGUUUACAAGUUUCUCAGAUCCCAGGGUUUUGUAUCAUCAUAUGAUACUGCUCACCAGUACACAGAUGCAGAUGCGCAUAAGUGGGUUAGCCACCGCAAUCAUCGGGGUAACAUAUGUGGUGUGGAUUUUAUAUGGCUUCUUAAUCCCAAUAAAUACCGUAAAUUACUAAAAACAAGCUGGAGUGAAGCAGUAUUUGGCAUGUUUAAGUAUCUACUUCGGAGAGCUUCUCUUACAGAAAGUGAUGCAUUUGCCUUUUUGAAGGCUGAUAAUGAUGCUGACUGCAUUACCUACUCAGGUUUCUGCGAAGCUCUUCAACAGCUUAAUUUAACUGGCCACUGCCAUGGUCUCAUUGUAGAAGAGACUAAGGACUUGUGGGUCCAAGCAGACAUCGAUGGAAAUGGUGUUGUUGAUUAUAAAGAAUUUAAGCAACGGAUUUGGAAUCCUACAUCAUCAGAUCAAAGAGAUGAAACCGGUAAUGAAGUUCGAGAAGGUGUUGUAAAGGGUAAUCAGGAGCAAACAAUUGGUUUUAGCGUGAAGAAUGCAGUUCUCUUCCCUCCUGAAGUGGAGAAAGGAAGAUGGCCUGAAAAUUAUUCUCUUUCUGAUCAUGCCCGACUUACUGUGGUGUUCUCACCAAUAAGAAUGCCGUGCUCUCAGCUAUCCUGACGAACCUCAUAUGGAUCAUAAGUUGGAUUGGACUUAUCACGAAAGUAUGAGCCAUGCUCAAUGAUUCCAGCAUUACAGUUGCUGCUGAAUGGAAUAUCAACUUUCUCGCCAAGCUAAAAAAUGGGAGAUGAUAGUUUGCAAAGGUUGUUAUUCUAUCAUCCAAAGGCAUUUCAGACUAGUUAUCGCAUAUUAGUUAGAGCUCUGGUUUAUUUUGCAGGUUAACAUGGAAAUGGGAUAUGGUGCAUGGUGGAAGGAAGCACUACUCUUUAGGCUUGAGAAAUAACAUGAGAUUUGUUAUAGCAAAUAGGGAUACUGAUGAAAGAAAUUGUAAGUGUACAGAUUAUGUAAAAUAAAUAAAGAAAGUCUUUAGCUUGUUACUAGUAAAUAAAUAGAGCUCCAUUUAUGUACGAGAAUUGAGAAUUGCUUCAAAAUGUGGAUUAUUGUAAGGAACCGAUUAUCAAAUAAGGA